Penicillium verhagenii is the source of this 2247-nucleotide messenger RNA. RefSeq names its product PHD finger domain protein. The coding region runs from base 1 to 2247 and encodes 748 amino acids. The transcript has 2 exons. NCBI's taxonomy places the organism in Eukaryota, Fungi, Ascomycota, Eurotiomycetes, Eurotiales, Aspergillaceae. The record is from RefSeq and is a predicted model, not a curated record.
AUGCUAAUCCACCCGGCCAUGUUCAGCUUCAGCUACCCUAACGGCGAACCGCAAACUCCAACAAGGACCCCUACCACUUCCGCUUUCGACUCCUUUACCACUCCCAAACUUGAAUCCAGUUUCUUUGACCCUCGGGUCACCUGGGAUACCGCCGACCCCUAUGCCUCCAGUCCCGAGUUUUUACGCUCCCCGCAAAAGUUCGCCCUCGGCACCCCCUCCAAUCCUUUCAAAUCAGACUCCCUCGAUCAACGUAUAGAGGACUUCAAGGAUGGCAGGAUUUUGGAACAGACUGAUACCGCGAGGCGGAUUCGACCGAUGAAGCCAUUGUCGGACAGGAGCGAGAAUGGCCCGCGGAUGGGGGAUUCGGCCAAGUCCGCGGCUUCCAUGCAGACACCACCACCCACCAGUGCAUCACGGCGGAAGAUCCCCGACUUUGAUCCGCUGGCCAGUGUGGGGAGAGGCGCCACCCCCAGGAUAGGAAAUCACCUGGAGACCCCCAGUCGACUACUGGGGGAGUCCCCUCGAAUGUUUGGCAAUCUGCAAUCCUCCCCGGAUUUCUUUCAACUGGCCUCGUUGGAUCCGACAGGCUCUCCCCUUUUUCCACAACAGCGACUGUUCUGGGACCAGGAACGGGAGCAAUCAACACACGAUAUCCCUCUACCAGCCUUGCCUAGCAACGUUGAACACCCACCAAAACCUGCACCCAAUGCCGCUAUAAAUCAUCACAUCCCACAACUGCCAACUAUCGAUGGCACCAUUGACUUACCAGAAUUCAGCGGGUUCCCAUUCUCAGCUCAGCCUACGGAUGCAGCAUUGUUCCCUGCUCCCUUCUCAACAUCUCCUCGUCGUCCUGUGACCAAGGUGGAGGACCCAGCUAUGUUCUUGAGCUCACCUGCGCGCCGAUUUGGUGCCUCUCAGAUCACCCCCAACCAAAAGCCCCUGCGAGGACUACGGCAACCCUAUCACCACCAAAUCGAGGAAUCAAAACGGGAAGAGCUCCUACGGACACAUAGUCAAGACCCUCACACCCUCGGAUCCUUGUCGAGUGCAUCAGAUGAUGAUGACUAUACACCGAGGGUACGACCCGGGUUGACUAGAAGCGUCACGCAUACUGCGCUGACAAGCUCGUCGCAUCGCCCGCUCAGUCAAGCAGGAAUGUCGUCCGCAAACGGGAUUCGUAAAAGCCCUUCGAAAGGACGAGUAUCUCCAGUAAAGGGGAUGCGUCCUGCCCCUCUGGCACGCUCGGCCUCGAUCGCUACAUUUCCCACCCGCGCUCAAUCUGUCAUCCUUCGCAUUGGACGAGAUGGCCGGGCAAAGGCGGAGAUGCAGCCAGUCGACAAUGGCCCUUCAGGGCUGACCGAUCCACUGACGGGUAUGGAUCUUGAUGGUUCUGCCACCGAGAGUGAAGUUGACCCUGCUGAGUACUCGGAAUAUCCUGUAUUGCCUCGCUCUCAAACGUCCUUCUCUCUGUUGGAUAACCAUUGCGCCAAUCUGGCCCAAAGUGAUUCUGGAUCCCGACCCCCAUCCAAAGGAUCCUAUGCCUCUAUUGGCUCCUCUCACUCUGGGCGUAUGUCGCCUUGGUCUGGAUCCACUCGGAAUGUCUCUGGUCGAUCUACCUACCGUGGGUCUCCGGAGGCUAUCAAGCGAACCCCCAAGCGGCAUUCUUCAUUGCUUCAUUCCGAUGCAUCGUAUACGCGGGGUAGCGUUGUAUCGGAGUCCUUGCCGGGGGAUGAAGAUGAUAACGGUGAUGCGCAGGCUGCGCUCCGACAGGUCUUGAAGGAACGUGGCCGUCCAAGGCCCUCUACCGGUGGUUACGGAGCUCGUCUCGCACGAUCAUCACAUUCAUUCGCUCAUCUCCAAUCAUCUCCCCCUCGCAUGCAUAAUGAUUUUGAUAUUCAAUCGCGACAUUCCAAUGGCUCGUCUACUACGGUUACAGACCCUGACCUAGCCACUCCCCACACAGAGCGGCAUGGCAAUCAUAGCAAUCCUAGCAAUGCUACGCGCUGUAUAUGUAAUUCCAUGGAUAACGGCGGGCAUCUCAUGAUUCAAUGUGAAUCAUGUACCCACUGGCUCCACACCAAAUGCGUCGGGUUGGAACGAGCCAACCUCCCCUCUUUUUACGUGUGCAUGUUCUGUGACCAAACCCCAUCCCGACAAAACCGUGUUCGAUCGGGCUACGGGCCCGGUGGCGGUCCCCCCUCACCUUUAGCGCACAAGUCAUUUCAGUUCCGGCAAAGCUCCCGUUGA